Messenger RNA from Daucus carota subsp. sativus, 4231 nucleotides. RefSeq names its product kinesin-like protein KIN-12C. Lineage: Eukaryota; Viridiplantae; Streptophyta; Magnoliopsida; Apiales; Apiaceae. The transcript is spliced from 13 exons. The record is from RefSeq and is a predicted model, not a curated record. Gene Ontology annotation, biological process: cytokinesis. Bases 101 to 4072 code for a protein of 1323 amino acids.
ACUUUCCAUUUUCUAACACCCUUCACCUCUUCACAAUCCUACAUUACAUUCCAUGUUCUUCUAUUUUCAUCUCCUUCUCAUCUCACUUUGAGCUUCCACAAUGUCGAACCAAGAUGAUUCUGAAAAUAUACACACAUCUUUAGUGUCUAAUGUGGAUGAACAAGGAGGCUAUUCCAGGAUCUCUCGACAAGUUUUCGAUACAAGAUCUUCGGUUUUGGGGGAGAUUACGAAUAUUCAGGUUAAACCUUCAUCAAUCAAAAGUGAAUCAACUGGUAUAGUUUUGAGUUCACGUCAGCAGACAGAUGGGGGCCAACAAAAUAGAUGUGACCUUGAUAUUGGGCCCAGAUUAAUUCUGCAAUAUAAGUGCAAAACAAAACCGCGGACAGAUGCAGAUAUAUUCAAUGAAGCCUUGACAACUGAGAAAGUCGACCUAGCUGAAGAGCUACAGUUUCCGUUGCAGGAAUAUGGCAUAGUAACAGAAAAUUUAUGCAAAAACAAUACGAAGGGAAGACAUGACUUUGUCACACUUGAUAAGGGUGCACAAAAAGAUAGAAGACACCAUGUUUUGUCUCUUUUGGGGGAAGACAACCAAGAUUUUAACAUUACAGAAUUGCAAGUUAGGUUGGACAUGAUUACCGGUAAACUGGAGGAGGCUCAUACACUUCAAAGCCAAAAUCAAGAAAAACUUUGCGAGGAAGGUAAGUUGGAAUCUAAUAUAAGAACCAGUCAUUUACUGGAAGAGGUGGUUGUUUUUCAGUCGAUACUUAUGGAGAAACUGUGUUUCAUGACUGAGGAUAAUGAAAAAUUGAGGUCUGAAGUUGUAGCUAGAGAGGACAAAAUAAAAGAAAUAAACGCAGAAUGGGAAAAGGCUAGUCUGGAGUUAACAAGCUUCCUUUUGGACGGUUCCAAGUCCCUCCGAGAUGCAACUGACCAGAUAGAAUAUAUAACUGGUUCAUUUGCUCAUGUUAAUAUUGGUUUAGGUGAGCAUAUUGAAAACGCUGCUAAAUCUUGUGUAGAGAAGGAAAACAAGAUUUUACUAUUGGAAAGGAGCCUGGAAGAUGCACAAAAGACCGUAACCCUGAUGGAGCAGAAUUUGAUAUCUUUGAGAGGUGCUGCUAUAGUUUUGACUGAACUUCAGCAACAAGAAAACUCAAGCAGCAAAGAAUGCAUUCAGAUGACUACAACAUUGAGUGAUAGCAAACUCCCAUGCAGGAAAGCUCAGACCUUGAAGAAACAUAAAUCUACUGCUGCUUCCUUAUUCGAGACUAACAUGGAAACUGAUUUGGGGAUUGUUCUAGAAGAUGAUGAAGAUUACACAAAAAAAGGAACCCUUGCAACAAUGGAUUCUAAAUGUUCUUUCCUGUCGGACCAUAAUGAGUUUCAAGAUGAAUUUGAAAAGCUUCAAAAGUGUGACAGUGCUGUAAAUUUGUCUUUUUCCAAGUCAGAAAUAGAUGGUCACUCUCCUGGCAAAGGCUCAUGUUUGAUAGGAUCACAUGCUUUAAAUUGUAAAUCUCAACAAGGACUAAAAUCAGGACAUAAUCAGUUUACAAUGCCUGAGAUGAUUGGAGUCCUUCGACCUGCUGAUAUGGUGCUGCAUGAAGCAGAUGCAAGUUGCUGUACUACAAUGAAGCUUGUUGCUGAUGGGAAAGUUAGUCCGGACUGUAGAUUCUUUAUGCAGUUCGAGGAGGCUUGUGCAACCCUGGAAGAAGCAGAGAUAAUGAUAAAUGCAUUACUUAAAGCAAAUGAAAACUCAACACUGUUAGCAAGUAAGUGCAAGCAAAGUAGGGAAAUCUUAAGUGAAGAGAAUGCUAGCUUGGUUGAAGAAAAUAAACAGCUUCAAAUUUCACUUCAUUUAAAGGAUGAAGAGAAUGAAAGACUACACGAUCAGAUUUGUGACAGUCUAGUAGAAAUGACCAAAAUGAUGUCUUUGCUUGAAAGGUCAUUUUUGCACAUGCAGAGAGAUACAGAAGCAAUAUGCAAGGAUAUAUAUUCUGAUGCCAUCAUGUCAGUGAAGGAAAUCCAGAGUAUUAUACGCUUUUCAAGAUCGUCUGUGGAAGAUAUCUAUGGGAAGGUGCUGGAGAAAGAAUUAUCUUCUUCUGUGCUCCACCAAUUCAUUGUAGCAGAGUACUUCAAAAACUGCAAAAACCUUGGACUUUUUAUCAAUCAUCCAAACAUAUUCCAAGACUGCUUAAACAAUCAAUGGCACAUUAAUAUGAUAGAUGACAAAGUGGACACUUCUCUGAAUUCGGCAAAAGGUGGAACAGAAUUGGGUCAGAGUGCAGUUAUCACUACAAUGGAAACAUUUGAGAUGUGCCGAACCCUUGAUGAAAAUUUUGGCAACAAUUCAGAGCUACAAAAGGAAUUAGAAGAUAUCGAAAUCAUGUUACAAGGUCUGCUGCAUGAAUUUAAUAUGUUGCAAAAAUCAACCUCUACAACUGAAAAUCUCAAAGCUGAAAAUGAAAACUUGGUUCUUCCUCUGAGCCAAACUUGGCACGAGCUACAAAUGAAGACAAGUCAACUUGAUCUUUUGGUUCUUCAAAUGGAAAAGCAUAAACGCUUUUUUAAUACUGAUGCCACUCUAUUUGCCUCAAAUCCUGAUAUAGAACAGUUAAAGGAAAAAGAAGAGGCUAUCAAAACAUUAGAGAAAGAAGUGGUUCUUGCAAAGUCAUCACUGGAGAGACAGUUACUCUCUUUGCUAGAUAACAUUGAGAAUGAUUUAAGGAAUGUCACUAAAGAGAGAGACCAACUUGGUACACAAGUUGUCUCCUUGCAAGAUGGGCUUGACAGGGCCAAUGCUUUAGCAAACGAAAAUGAAGCCAUUGCUGUAAAUGCGCACCAGGAGGUGGAGGCAAGCAAAAUCCGCUCAGAACAGAAGGAAGAGGAGGUUAAGAUCUUAAAACAAUUGGUUAAGGAGCUCGAAGGUACCAUCAAUGUAUUAGAGAAGAAGGGUUAUGAAAUUGAAAAAGAUGUAAGAAGACAUCAACAGAUGCAAGAUCCUUCAAAGAUAGAACACCAACCCCAGUGGCAAAGGCCAUUGAACUCAACAACUAUAGCAUCACAAGAUCAGCUAAUACGGGAAUUGCAUUGUAGAUCCCUGGAACUCCACGAGGCCCAUAAUCAGAUAUUAAUUCUUGAAGCAGAGAUAGCGGAACAAUCAAAAGAGAUAAAAUGGUGUAAAGGGCACAUUUCUGAACUCGUGUUGCAUGCUGAAGCACAGGCAUCACAGUACCAGCAGAAGUACAAAACUUUGGAGGCAAUGGUUCGUGAAGUUAGAACAGAAUCAUCAAAUUUAGCAUAUGCAUCACCAAAUGUUGAUAAGAUGGAGAAAAGGCCAAUAAGGACACGGCGUUCCAGCUCACCAUUCAGAUGUAUGAUGGGAGGUUUGGUUCCGCAAAAAAAUAUGGUAAAAGACCAGGAGCUAUCAACUGCAACAGUACGCAUACAAGAAUUGGAGGAAUUGUUGGUCAGUCGACAGAAAGAGGUAUGCUUGCUGAAUACCAGGCUGGCUGCGACAGAAAACAUGACACAUGAUAUAAUCCGGGAUUUACUUGGUGUAAAAUUGGACAUGACUAAUUACGCAAAUAUGAUGGACCAUCAUCAAUUUCGAAAGAUGGUGAAGGAUACUCAACAGCAAACACACAGAUCUAAAGCAAUGGAGAAAGAAAUUCUCAGGAUGAGGCGGCAGAUCAAUGAUUUAAUUGAGGAAAGGGAUAUAUGCAUAAUAGAAGUAAACAGAAGAGAAGCAGAUAUAUGUGCCAUUCAGAUGGAUGUUGAACAAAUACAAGAGCGGGAGCAGUCACUAAUUGCAGAAAAUGUACUCUUGAAGACGGAGAAGAUCAACUUACAUAGGCGGGUUGCAGAGUUAGAUAACAUGGUUAAUAAAGUAUUUGGAACACAAGCUAACCCACCGCGAGUUCAACAGCAAAUAGAUUGCUUGUUAAAGUCAAGCUGUACUGAUUUAAGAGAGAGGCCAAGAAACUCAGAAAAGCAGCUUAGAGGAGUCAAUAAUGAAUUUUCUCAGUAUUUCAAACCUGAGAGCAGUGACAAACAAACAAAACUGGGAAGAAGGUAACAUUCAAACCUUUGUGUCUGUGUCCUGUCUCUUUUAAAACAUGUAAAUACAUGGUUCUCUAUAUGUAUAUUAUAGAACGCUUAAGCAAAGGUAAAUGCUGGAUUGACUGAAUUUCACCCACUUCAUAUUGAGGAGGUCAAUUUAUAUCAUCGAAAAUUA